AUGGCAGCGGCUAUGACAGCAGAUUUCACUCCAGAUGCACCUCGGGAAGUAGUGUCUAAAGCGAGAGAGGCUUUGAUGAAUUCUGUCGAGGAUUGUCUCUACGGUUCAAUUGCUGGAGUGGCUGGCAAAUACAUCGAAUAUCCUUUCGACACCGUCAAAGUACGACUCCAAUCCCAACCCUACCAUCUUCCCCUGCGGUAUACAGGGCCUCUCGAUUGUUUCAAACAAUCCAUUCGCAGUGAUGGGAUUCUAGGAUUAUAUAGGGGUAUUAGUGCUCCACUAGUUGGAGCUGCUCUGGAGACCAGCAGUCUUUUUGUUUGGGAACAAGCAAGCAGAGAAGCGCUACUCAAGGCCGGAAUAUACAAGAGGGAUCAACCACUUCCUCUUGAGGCGUUGUGGAUGACUGGUGCACUAUCAGGUGCCCUCACUUCCUUAAUCCUCACACCCAUUGAAUUGGUCAAAUGCAAAAUACAAGUUCCAAGUGCCGCCGCAAACAGUUCGGCUCCCGUUGCUGCUAAAACAGUCUCAGCAGUUAUCCGUGAGGUAUGGCAUCAUCAGGGCAUUCGUGGUUUUUGGAAUGGGCAGCUAGGCACCUUGAUUCGUGAAACGGGUGGAUGCGCCGCUUGGUUUGGUAGCAAGGAAACUGUUACUUCACUUUUUCGAAAACUGAACGACAAACGUUCACCUCAAAACCCUUCUCUAGUUCUAUCUACCGAGCUAGCACCGCUACCUUUUUGGCAGCAAGCUGUCGCUGGCGCCUCAGCAGGCAUGUCUUAUAAUUUUCUCUUCUUCCCCGCGGACACCAUCAAAUCUCGCAUGCAAACCGCUUCUACUUCAUCCACGGCACCUCGCACAACAUUCAUGCAAGAAGGCGCUCUUCUCUGGAAACAACAUGGCUUGAAGGGCAUGUACCGAGGUUGCGGUAUCACAGUCAUGCGAUCAGCACCUAGCUCCGCAUUCAUAUUCAUGAUUUACGACGGACUAAAGAGUCGUUUCCAACUCUCCUAA
Sclerotinia sclerotiorum 1980 UF-70 is the source of this 1008-nucleotide messenger RNA. RefSeq lists its product as hypothetical. Gene Ontology annotation, molecular function: L-ornithine transmembrane transporter activity. The coding region runs from base 1 to 1008 and encodes 335 amino acids. Gene Ontology annotation, biological process: mitochondrial L-ornithine transmembrane transport. The record is from RefSeq and is a predicted model, not a curated record. NCBI's taxonomy places the organism in Eukaryota, Fungi, Ascomycota, Leotiomycetes, Helotiales, Sclerotiniaceae. The transcript is spliced from 2 exons.